GUGUUCGGGAUCUCUCCGUGGCUUGCAUUCGCAUGACGGGAGAAAAGCAGACAACGGCGCGAACGGAUUGACCCUACCCUCGCUCCCAGGAGCAUAGGUGACGGUGCAGACGUGCACGGGAGCUCUGCUGUAGAGGUUACAUUGCGCAAAAUGGACGUCGAGCGCAAGCGCUGCCUUGCCGCGAUGGCUGUUGCUCUCGAAAUUGCAGCAGACGACGAAGAGGAGGGCGGUUUUCUUCAGUGCAAGCGAUUGGUCUGGGUUAAGCCGUGUCUCACCAGAAAAUCUCUCGGGAUGCAAAACCAGCUUUACGAAGAACUACUCGCCAGCAAUCCCGAACAGUACAAGCGCUUGCUGCACCUCAGCAUCGAGCGAUUUCACCAUCUGUUGGCCCUGAUCGAGCCAAGAAUCGUGCGGCAAGACACCGUGGUGCAUUCGUCGGUGCCAGCCAAGACGCACCGUCAAGUUACACUUCGGUUUCUAGCAUCAGGAGAGUCCCAGUUUUCUCUGAGCCACCAGUUUAGACUUGGACAUUAAACAGUGAACAGCAUUAUCCUGGAGACAUGCACUGCAAUUUAUAAAGAACCCAAAACGAAUUUCUCAAAACUCCCAAAGCAGAAGUUGAGUGGCAGCCGAUAAUUGAAGGUUUCAGUGAAAAGUGGCAAUUUCCAAAUUGUUGCGGCGCCAUUGACGGCAAUCGUGUGUAUCA
Rhipicephalus sanguineus (brown dog tick) is the source of this 706-nucleotide messenger RNA. RefSeq lists its product as uncharacterized. The coding region runs from base 151 to 534 and encodes 127 amino acids. NCBI's taxonomy places the organism in Eukaryota, Metazoa, Arthropoda, Arachnida, Ixodida, Ixodidae. The transcript has 2 exons. The record is from RefSeq and is a predicted model, not a curated record.